Aspergillus mulundensis is the source of this 687-nucleotide messenger RNA. Its product is annotated as rhodanese-like domain-containing protein. Lineage: Eukaryota; Fungi; Ascomycota; Eurotiomycetes; Eurotiales; Aspergillaceae. The transcript is spliced from 2 exons. The record is from RefSeq and is a predicted model, not a curated record. Gene Ontology annotation, molecular function: thiosulfate-cyanide sulfurtransferase activity. The coding region runs from base 1 to 687 and encodes 228 amino acids. Gene Ontology annotation, cellular component: mitochondrion.
AUGGCCUCUUUGGUUCCCAUUAAGCCGCAAAGCGGUCUUGCAUCUCUCGCAUCUCGCGCCACAAAGUACGCCCUCACCGGCGAACGCACAGCAGCCCGAACUAUCCCCUCCGCCCGGCACCUCUCAACAUGUCUCGCACGGCAAGCCGGCGGAUACGCCAGACCUUCAGGACUGCAGUCAAGCUCUAAGCGCCUCCAAGCUCAAUGUAUCCAGCGCUCUAUCCGCUGGAACAGCGCGCAAAGCAAUACCGAUGACAGCGCACCGCCUUCAUUCCGACAGUGGGGAUUUGAGGAUAUAAAUGCCCACCUCCCCUCCUCAACACCCAAUACACCCCCCUCAACCCCGCAAAAGAGCCUCAUCCUCGUCGACGUCCGCGAACCCGCCGAACUCACGCGCACCGGCAUAAUCCCCUCCGCCGUGGCCGUGCCGCUAGCCUCCCAGCCCGACGCGCUCUUCCUAACCCCCGACGAGUUCGAGACACGGUUCGGGUACCCGAAGCCUGGCGCGGAUGAGGGGAAGGGUGAUAUCGUCUUCUACUGUCUUGCUGGUGUGAGGGCGCGCGCGGCGGCGCAGUUGGCUGUGCAGGCUGGGUAUGAUGCGGAGCGGAUUGGGGUUUAUGAGGGGAGUUGGAGAGAUUGGGCGGCUAGGGGUGGGAAGGUUGAGAGGUGGGAGGGGGAUGAGGAGUAA